AUGCUAGACGACGCCUCCGAAGACAUCGACGGUAUGGACGACGAUGCUAGAUCUGAACCAGGCCAAAACCCACCUAUCACCGGGCGUUGGACGGCCACUUCUAGUUACGACGUGUACAUAGUGGAUACACCCGAGAAGAAGGAUGACGAUGGUACUCAAGAUCCAAUCGAGGACAAGCCCGUCGAGGCACCACCAAAGCACCGAUGCCAGCGGCGCCGCUCACGAUCGCGUCGGGAAAAGGAAAGUAAUACUGGCACCAGAGAUAACAAUACUCCGGACAAUGCCGAGGACUCCGACCACCCCGUCGAGCCUGUGUUCGAGCGGGAUGAGUGGGAAGAAGGACAAGUCAACCCAGACGAACUUGUCGAUCAUGAGGAUUCGGAAGAUAGUAACUAUCUACCGGCCUCCGAGGAGGAUGUUAGCCUCGGUAAUGAAGAUUUUAUCGUACCAGAGGAAACCCUCGAACAAGAAUGCUUCAAGCGACAACUCAUCGCCACUGCGAGGAUCCAAAAAAAGAAACAGCAACAGCUUCAAGCUGAAUAG
Aegilops tauschii subsp. strangulata is the source of this 543-nucleotide messenger RNA. NCBI's taxonomy places the organism in Eukaryota, Viridiplantae, Streptophyta, Magnoliopsida, Poales, Poaceae. The record is from RefSeq and is a predicted model, not a curated record.